Messenger RNA from Adelges cooleyi (spruce gall adelgid), 1750 nucleotides. RefSeq names its product U1 small nuclear ribonucleoprotein 70 kDa-like. Gene Ontology annotation, molecular function: U1 snRNA binding; mRNA binding. Lineage: Eukaryota; Metazoa; Arthropoda; Insecta; Hemiptera; Adelgidae. The transcript has 10 exons. The coding region runs from base 248 to 1561 and encodes 437 amino acids. The record is from RefSeq and is a predicted model, not a curated record. Gene Ontology annotation, biological process: mRNA splicing, via spliceosome. Gene Ontology annotation, cellular component: U1 snRNP; U2-type prespliceosome; precatalytic spliceosome.
AAAUGGUUGAUUUAUAAUAAUUUUCUGUUUCUGACUUCUCUACUUUAUGUUCUUUUUGUUGAUUUUGACGUUUGCGGGUUGUCUUGUCUGCGCCCUGGUCUUUGGACAAUCGGUUAUUGGCGUUUGAUUUAUUAACCACGAAUUACGGUCAGAACGGUAUUUUUUUGGUUUGUUCAACUCAAAAUGAUUUAUGUGUGAGUGUGUGUGUACAUUAUUUGACUAAUAACAGUGUGAAUUUUUAUUUACGAUGACUCAAUUUUUACCACCCAAUCUGUUGGCGCUUUUUGCGCCAAGGGAUCCUAUGCCUUACCUGCCGCCCGUCGUCAAAUUGCCGUACGAAAAGAAAACCCGCGGCUACUUGGGCGUUGGUAGUUUUAUGGACUUGUUCGAAGAACCCGAAGACACUCCACCGCCAACGAAAAUCGAAACCCGAGAAGAACGUUUGGAAAGACGACGUAGAGAGAAGGCUGAACAAGUAGCGUACAAACUAGAACAAGAAAUUGCUCUGUGGGAACCACAUACCGUCGCAAACGCUACAACUGAUCCAUUUAAAACAUUGUUUGUCGCAAGAAUUAAUUAUGAUACAUCUGAAUCGAAACUGCGUAGAGAGUUUGAAUUAUACGGUCCUAUUAAAAAGAUUGUGGUCAUACACAACAAGAUCGACGGUAAACCUAGAGGGUAUGCUUUCAUCGAGUACGAGUAUGAACGCGACAUGCAUUCUGCAUAUAAACAUGCCGAUGGGAAAAAAAUUGAUGGACGCCGAGUGUUGGUCGAUGUUGAAAGAGCACGCACUGUGAAAGGUUGGCUUCCUCGAAGACUAGGAGGUGGAUUAGGGGGCACUAGACGCGGUGGUCCUGAAGUUAAUCUAAAACAUUCCGGUAGGGAAGACAACGAAAGAGAAAGAGAAAGGUAUGCUCGAGAAAUGGCUGGUAGUCGCUCUGGACGUAGUGUCACUACAGAAAGAGACCGGGAUCGUGAUUAUCGCGACAGAGACAGAGACCGAGAGCGUGAUCGUUCUGACCGUGACAGGCGUCCACGUAGUAGAGAUCGCGAAAGAAAACGUCAUCAUACGAAAUCACGUUCGAGGGAACGCAAAAGACGCCGUAGUAGAGAUCGUGUUAGGGAUGUAGAUUACGAUGAAGUUGAAGAAGUUCCCGUUACCAAAUCGAGAGAUAAAGAUCGAGAAAGGAAAAGGAAACGUAGUCGUUCGAGGGAUCGCGAAAGAAAGAAGGAUCGCAAAGAUAGGGAGCAUCAUCGCCGAGACAGGAGUAAAGAUAGACGUGACAAGCACAAAGACGAUUCCGAGCGUGAAGAAAAGGUCCAUAUCAAACAAGAGCCUGUCGAUGAGUACGAUAAUAAUUAUGAUAAUUACAACGAUUACAACGAUGGCUACAACAGUGGCCACGAAGAAUAUGAUCCGGAUAUUGUUAAAAAAGAAGAACCUGACGAUGAGCCGGCUAACGGAGCUCGAUACAGUAGUACAUCAUCGUAUUACUCAGCCAAACCUGAACGUGGCGAAAAUUACGGUGAAAACGGCCAAGCAGACAACUACGAUGAAUGAAUUGUUACGAUUCUGAUUAUACAAAAAUUAUUUCACUUAGAUUACACAUGUUAUAUUUUAUAGGUAUGUGUUAAAAGGUAGGCAAUAUUUAUAAUGUAAAUUAAGUUUGACAAACUUAUUUUUAAACUAUUUGCCUGUAAAAUUAAUUAUAAUAAAAAAAGUAAUAAACAACUAAAUUUAUUUGAAGUA